Molecule: messenger RNA, 5664 nt
Organism: Callorhinchus milii (elephant shark)
Lineage: Eukaryota; Metazoa; Chordata; Chondrichthyes; Chimaeriformes; Callorhinchidae
Product: G patch domain-containing protein 8
Exons: 8
Coding region: 42-4577 (1511 amino acids)
Cellular component (GO): nucleus
Molecular function (GO): nucleic acid binding
Source: RefSeq, a predicted model, not a curated record
GGGGGCGGGACUGCGCAGGCGUGUCGGCUCCGGGGGCGGAAAUGGCUGACGGUCUCUGGCGGUACCGGGAGGAGCCCGGUUUGCAGGGGAAAUAUUAUGAUUAUUAUGAUGAAGGGCAUCUAGAGCUCGAGCAAGCUUCCUUGGACAAACCAAUAGACAAGGGCAACAUCGGACAUUGUUUGCUGCAGAACCAUAGAUGGAAGCUUGGUCAGGGCCUUGGAAAAACUCUACAGGGGAGACCUGAUCCUAUCCCAAUUCUCAUCAAGCAUGAUGGAAUGGGUAUGGGUAGGAUGGAAAUUGAGUUGGAUUAUGCAGAUGACGCCACAGAACGCCAUCGAACCUUGCAGGUAGAAAAGAGAGAUACAAAAAAACUGAAGCAAAAGUACAAGGAUUAUGCUGAAAAGGAGAAAGCCAUAGCAAAGGCACUCGAGGACCUGAAAGCCAAUUUCUACUGUGAAUUAUGUGACAAGCAGUAUCACAAACACCAGGAGUUUGACAACCACAUCAAUUCCUAUGACCAUGCUCACAAGCAGAGGCUGAAAGAACUAAAACAAAGAGAAUUUGCUCGAAACGUUGCUUCAAGAUCAAGAAAAGAUGAAAAGAAACAAGAAAAGGCACUCAGGCGUCUCCACCAGCUGGCAGAGCUUCGCAGAGCUUCGGAAUGCAGUGCAUCAGGAAGUGGCCCCAUGUUCAAACCCACAACAGUGGCUGUUGAAAAUCAGUUGAAACAAGGUGGUGCUGCUUCCACCACUGGUCGAGAUGGAAAUGGAAGAAAGAAUAAUUCCCUUGUCUUAUUCAAAAAGGAACAGACAACAAAAAAAACUUGGGAAAACAACCUUCAAUGCCCCCAUUGCAGUAACCACUGUAUUCAUGUUAGAUCCGCAGCACAAAUACAAGGUAAUUUAGGCUUGAAGCCCUUUAGUCUUUUCAAAAACAAAGGCAGCCCAUGCCUCCCCACUCACAAAGCUAGUGUCUCAUUUUCCUUCUCAAAAAAGGCCCCUUUGAAACUGGAGUCAUCGGCCUCGGUUUUCAACGACACCAUUGAAGAAACAAACCAUGGUGAUGAACUGCAUUGCCACGCAGGAAAAGCAGCAUUCGAAACUGAGAUGUCCGAGAUCCCUUCAGGGAUAAAUACCACUAAGACCCUUGAGCAUGAUGAGGCCAGACAGUCCCCAGUGGACAGUGGCACUGUGAGCAAUCCGUUUGCAAGAGUAAGAAAGUUAAAGGCGCUCAUGCUGAAGGAAAAUAAAGAUGAAGCAGAAAAGGAAUAUUAUUGCUAUACUCCCACGCAUUACAAACCCAAGACAAAUUUCCCUUUCUUGUUUUUUAUGAAGUCUUCUGAGAAGACAGAUGCAAGCAAAUUGGUAGCUCAAGAUAGCAAAGCCAAAGUGUCUCAGACUGCUGGCUCCGAGCUUAGAUGUACCAAGUUUCCUGAAAGUGGGGAUGAAAAGCAUGAGGACACAGAUGGCAAGAAAAUGUCAGCUUCGGUAUCACAUCUUUCUGCUGUGCAGCAACCAGCCAAGCAGGAGGAAGGGGGCACUCUGCACCUGGAGAGCUCCAAAAUUCGAGGCGAAGAGUCAUCUAAGUGUAAAGCAAGAAUGUCUGACUACUCACCUCUAGAUGAUGGAAAAGUAAGCAGUGUGGGUCCAUUGGACGGGCCAAAGCAAAUAACCGAGCCCUUUCUCCCAGUGCUAAGCCGCAAUGAGGCCACCUUGCUUCAGUGGCCUUCUGAACUUUUACUCUUCACAAAGGCCGAGCCUUCCCUCUCCUACAGCUGCAAUCCAUUGUAUUUUGAUUUUAAAUUGUCAAGAAAUAAAAACAGAGAGAAUGGUGCUUCAGGGCAGGAAACGGAUAAGGAGGGUGAGCAAAACGUGAGCACUGCUGUGCAAGACGCGACUGGGACAGACACAGCUAAAGAACGAAAUGGAAGCCUGAACAGCGAGGGAGCUCCUGUUCAGGAAGAGCAGCUAGCAACUGGCAAAUCGAAAAAGAGGAAGAACCGCAAAAAAUCGAGCAAGAAGCAUAAGUCAAAGUCUGGAGAAAUUCAGGCAGAGAACAUCAGCAAGAGAAAGAGAGGGAAGAAACGCAAACAUAAACACAAGGAUAACACAGAAAAGGAGGGCGCAAGUCCACCGAAAAUGUCCAUCCCUGGUGUUGUGGAACAGUUGUGUGAGGCAACUUUUAAAGAGGAACAAUAUCUUGUGUUUAGCCAAAAGCGAGCUUUACAGAAUGAGCUCUCUAACAACAGCAAUGCACCAGAGCAAGGCAGCAACAGUGAGAAAUGUUCACGUUUCCCUCUUAAAGCCAGGAACAAAAGGCAGAAAAGAUCAGCUUGUAACUCUUUGAGUCACUUCAAAGAAGCUUGUAAAGAUCAGAAGGAGCCUAGAUCCAGACUAAAUUUAAACAGCAAUGUCACUGAGAGUACUGAAGACAAUCACAAAAGGCAUCAUAAAUCAUCUUCCCGUCAUAGCUAUGAAGAUGAUUCAGACAGUGAUAGAAGCGUUUGCCGAAAAUUCAGAUGCUAUUCAUCUUCCCAUGACUCAUCAUUUAAGUCAUCUUCCGAUAGCUAUUCUGAUACCUCAAGUGACCGCAGCAGAACCAGCCACAGUAGCAGAAGUUAUUCUGACGGAUCGAGCGAUUACAGUAACAGAAGUCGAUCGCGACGUUAUUCGAAAAGGCACCAUGGGUUGUACCGAGAUUACAAAUAUCAUUCCAGGCAUAAAAGGAAAAGGCACAAUGAUUCAUCUGUGUCGUCAUUGUCUUCCAAUGAUGAUCAUUAUUAUCAGAGAAGAAAUGAUAGUAUAAGCAAAAACCGAGGCAGCACCCAAACAAGACCCCACACACACACAAGAGGCCGAACACACAGCCGGAGCUGGAGCUCUGGUGAGGGACGAUCUCACAGCAGAAGCAGAAGUAGGUAUAGGAGCAGGUCAAGGCAGAGCCGAAGUAGACAACAAAGUUCCAGCAAAGAUUAUUUGAGCAGCAGACGCCACAGUUUAAGGAGGUCGAGUUCCAGGAAUACGGAGGAGCACGGCUAUGACAGACUGAGUGACAGGCAGACAAGACAUAGGAGCUCGAGGUCUUUCUCGCGAGAUAGAGUCUACCAUAUAAGGUCACCUCAUUACAAUAGCAAUCAAGAGGCAAUGAAAGUCUCAGGCAGGCAAUAUGGAACACAAAAGAAAGAAGAUAUGGGCCAGAAUUACAGCACAAGUGCAACUAAUGUAAUCCAGAAAAAUGAGAGCAGACCUUGCUCCAGCCUUCCACUAAAAGAAAUGAUUCAAGAGGAACAAAAUUGCCUGAUAGCGAGGAGUCUGUUGGAAAAGGUGCAGUAUAAGAAAAUGGAAGAGAAAACAAUCAUUAUAGAAGAGUUAGCUUCAGUCUCAAACAAACUAGGUAUAAAACUGAAGGAUCCUCCUCAAGGUUAUUUUGGUCCCAGGCUUCCUCCCUCAUUGGGGAAUGUGACAUUGUUACCAUUAAUUGGAAAACUGCCUGCCACAAAACAAGUAGGUGUGAGGAAAGACGACACUGGCAAAGAUGAUAACAGUGAGAAAAUCGAUAACCCUGAACAUUCGGAAAAGAAUGGAAAUGGAAUUGCACUAACUAUUAUUCAAGAAGUGAAUCUUUAUCCCGAAGAAGUAAGCGAGGAUAAAAGAGAGGCAGAGGCAGACACAAUGUGCACUGAGAUACAGAGCACUAAGGAGGAACAGGCAGUCCUGGCUAUGUACCAAGUGCAGCCUGGUGAGGAAAACAUUACUCCUGUUACUGAAGAAAUGUCCAGUGUUGUUUCCUCUACUGGAGAUAUUUUUAUUGAUGACCCACGAGAGGUCAAGGAGGAAAAUCCCCAAAUGGCGUUUUAUGAUUGUGAUGUUCUGGACACUGAUCCGGUGGGAGAGGUUCAGUUUGGUUAUUACAACACUGACGUACAGAGCAUUGAGGAAACUGAGCCUCAGCACAAACAACAUUCCAAAUCAAUUUCACCCCCUCUGUCUGCCCAGCCUAUCAUCUUCACACCUGAAGAAAUGGAGAAAUAUGGCAAAUUACAACUGCAGGCCCAGCAACACAUCCAACAACAGCUUCUUGCUAAGCAAGUCAAGACUUUCCCAUCAUCGGCAGCCGUCACGUUUACUCCAGCACCUGCACUCCAGCCAGUUUCCAUCCAGCAGCCAUCCUCCACUGCCACGUCUAUCACUACUGUUCACCACACCCUCCUGCAGCAUCGUGCUGCUGCCACCCUUGCUGCUGCCUUGCAUCCAAAUGCCCACCAUCAACCUAUGGCCCAACUGCACCACAUUGCUCAGCCUCAUAUCACACCCUUCUCUUUUUCCCCAAUCACUCACACCAUUUUUCCUGCCCAUCCUGCCGCUUUUCUAGCGGGACAUCCACUGCAUUUCAUCCCGGCUGCGGCUAUCCAUCCAGCCCAUCUGACACUUCACCCACUGCCGCACUCCGCCCUCUAUCCAACUCUCUUUGCCCCUCACCCAGCUGCAGCUGCCGCUUCCACUAUCCAUCUGCAUCCUCUGCUUCACCCUCUGAUCUCAGGGCACGAUCUGCAACAUCACUCCGGUCCCAACACUUGAAAUAAGCCUCCAGAAAUAAAAUGAAAGCAACAUGUCAACAAUAAUUUUAAAUCACUUCAGUUCAUUCAUACUGUGUGUUAACCUUGCAAUUAGUAAGGCACUCUAUAAAAUGCUUUACUCAAACCUUUCUGAGGUGUUUUGUGUGGAUUGUGAUCAGAUUAUAGCUUUCACAAAUACAUUUCUCGGAUAAUGUGGGGGGAAUAUCUGGUGAUAUAUGUGAUGCUCUGUGCAGUAUAAUAAUUGUCCAUGUCACAGAGACCAUCUACCUUAGUGACUAAUAAUGGGGCCUGUCUAUCUUUUGCUGAUCUCUAAAAAUAGCUUUCUUUUCGUUACUUCCUGGUAAUGGGAUUUCGUGUUAUAAAGGCAAAGCAAAUAGAUAUUUUGAGCGAUUAGCAUGAGAUAGACCCUGAUGUCUGCCAUGUGUAAGAGUCAUGCUAUUUUCCAGACAGCCUCUUCAAAGCUCCCCCUAUGAUAGAGUAGUCUUUUGUAAGGACACUGGGGUCAAGAUUCUGUUUCCAUUAUUUCAAACGCUUCAAAUCCAAGGUGUUAAAUUAUGGAUUCAGGUCGCAUCCUCCACAAAACUGUUCCCAAAAUAUGCCGUCUUAGUUAAACUGAAUGUAUUACAUUUGUAUUUUUUGUUGUGAAUAGCUCUUUAGAUUUUUUGGUUUCCUUUUAAAGCUUUUUGUAUUUUGUGUAAAAAAGCAAAGUGCAGUGUAAGUAGAUAGAAUUACACUGAAUACUGUACAUGCAGUGCUACUUUGUUCGGCUUCCCCAUGUAAAAUGGGAUUAUAUUACUGUAUAAUGCAAUAAUAUUUUUCCAUAACAAAUUUGACUCUAUGGACUAAUGAUAUUGUAUAUAACAUAGUUCCUGAUGUAAAUAAAGUCACUCCAGUAAAAUACUGUACUUUAGAAGUAAAAAUCUGUAUUAUACUCUCCCAAUCUCAAAUACUAUCUUUUUAUUUACUGUAUUGUAUAUUUGUCUUGAAAUUUGUUAGGGUUUACAUACAAGUGUCUAUAUGAUACUCUUCUGUGCUCAAUAAUAAUGAUUGUUAUAUGGCAGGAAAUCAGAAAUAAAUUGUGACACAAA